Molecule: messenger RNA, 1182 nt
Organism: Echinococcus granulosus
Lineage: Eukaryota; Metazoa; Platyhelminthes; Cestoda; Cyclophyllidea; Taeniidae
Exons: 7
Coding region: 1-1182 (393 amino acids)
Source: RefSeq, a predicted model, not a curated record
AUGCACGUCCAUACUUCUAUACCUUGGCCAGAACAUGCAGAGCCUCCAUCGAAGGAAGGGAGAGGCAGGAAGAAGUCCAGGUCCCCGUCACCCUCACGCUCUGAAUCGCCGCGCUUGAAGCCAACGAGAAGCACAGGACCGGCGCUACUGUCGACUUCGGCGGGCCCAUUGUCAAGCGUUACACCAAAUCACCUUCCGCCUCCGCCCACGGUGGAGCAGCUGCAGUCCGCAGUUCUGAGACCUGUGCAGCCUCGCCCAAAGCCGUACAGCAUUGUGACAGCACAGACGCUGCCGCUACCCGUAGAACCAGAAAAGACAGCAACGCGUGAGCGGAGUAAGAGCCCUGAGAGGGGGAUGUAUCCGUGCCAUUGCGUGCCAAUGAUCUACUGCAUGCCCAGCUGUCCCUACCCCUACCACCAACCGAGAUCGUCACGGGCUGACAGACGCAUGCAAAGGCUGCUGGAUAUUUGCGAGGGGGAACGAUCAUAUUCACUGCCCAAGCCAAGAGGACAGAGGGACGGGAGACCGCGUCAACACCCAUCCGAUCAGACAAGGCGUUCAGUUCUUCCAAACCUUACAAUUGACCAUCCACGCGAAACAACGCCGUUGAAAACUACUAUCAAAACCUCUCCACCGCCUCAGCAGCCCUUGCACUCACAAGGCCUUUUCGGGAUGAGAAAAGGGACUCCGGUGUCUAGGCAUUCGCACGAUGAAGAGCUCUCCACUUGGGCUCGUCGAAACGUUGCCGACGGCGAGGGUGGAGGGGAUUUCAAAGGAGGCAGGCCACCAAGCCGACGUGGACCUCCACUGUUUCACCCACCACUCCUAAGAGGAAGCUCAACGCUAUCAAAUCCGAAUCGUGGUAACCCGGCGCCCAAGUUAGGGCCCAAACCCACUAUUCAAUGGCCACCACGUAUUCGGCCGGGCGGGUCGGAUAAGCCAACCAGUCCGCCAAUAAUCGAAUUCGGUGGGGCCAAGCGGAUCAGCGAAUCGAGCGACGAUCGCGGUGGUGGAGGAGCGUCACAAGUCGAGGGCUCCUACGAAGUGAUUUGGGACUACUUUAGUGAAAACGGUGGAGAGACCGAUGAGGAAGGGGAAGAUCGAGAAGUAGAGGUAGGAGAGGAAGGGAAAAGUGUGCCACCACAGUUUGGGCAGCUUGCAUCGUUAUGGGUAUCAUCAUAG